This is a messenger RNA of Lineus longissimus, 4769 nucleotides long. Its product is annotated as branched-chain alpha-ketoacid dehydrogenase kinase-like. Gene Ontology annotation, molecular function: pyruvate dehydrogenase (acetyl-transferring) kinase activity. Gene Ontology annotation, cellular component: mitochondrion. The transcript is spliced from 11 exons. NCBI's taxonomy places the organism in Eukaryota, Metazoa, Nemertea, Pilidiophora, Heteronemertea, Lineidae. Gene Ontology annotation, biological process: regulation of glucose metabolic process; protein phosphorylation. The coding region runs from base 200 to 1444 and encodes 414 amino acids. The record is from RefSeq and is a predicted model, not a curated record.
CGUGUACAAGUACAUUUCGUACAUGUACAUAACUUUUUCAUGGAAUGCUGAGGGAUAUGGCAAUAAAUAUCGAAUUUCUGCCUCGUAGAACGAAAAAAUAUAUAUUUGAUGGUGGACAAGUGCAGCAUAAAACUGAUAACUUGAGAAAAUCUUGACCAGAUACUUCCGAAUUUUCAAGGAUAAGAAAAUAAACGUCAAAAUGCUGAAGACUGGGUCAUUGAGAAUGAGAUUUUCAAUUUCAUUGUUGUUGGUGCAAAAAUGUCAAACUCAGCAUGGCUACGGCAAGCUUAUGGCCUUUCUGGGCAGACGGUCAUACACGGACGAUGUUUGGUACAGAACCCAAGACAGUCCAAGAACAGUCACAUCUUUUUUCAAUCAAGGUGCCAUCGACUUGGUUGCUGCUAAGUCAUCAGUACGCCUAACUCCUACAACAAUGUUGUACUCUGGAAAAAGACCAGAUGGGACACACAUCUUGAGAAGUGCCCAGUACUUACACAAGGAGCUGCCAGUCAGAAUUGCACACAGAGUUGCUGGAUUUCGAGGAUUACCAUUUAUUGUUGGUUGCAAUCCAACCGUGCUAUCAGUCCAUGAAAUGUACAUCAAGGCAUUUAACCGACUUUAUGAAUUCCCACCAGUGUAUGAUGCAGAUCAAGAGAAAGAGUACAGUCAGCUGCUUCGUGAUUUGCUUGAGACGCACAAAGAUGUUGUCACACUUCUUGCUGAAGGAUUCAAGGAGUCUCUGAAGCAUAUCAAGGAUGAUAGCAUGGUGAAAAACUUCCUGAACCGUACGCUGACAUCUCGUCUUGGUAUUCGCAUGUUGGCUGAACAUCACCUGGCACUCCAUGAAGAAAAGGCCAAUUUCGUAGGAAUCAUCAAUGUGAACUUCUCACCCAAGGCCCUAAUAGAGAAGAAAGCUGAGUAUAUAAGACAAGUGUGUGAGGAAAAGUAUGGGCGAGCUCCAAACGUCCGCAUCAAUGGCCAUCUGAACUGUGUGUUUCCAUACAUUCCUCCGCCGCUGGACUACAUAUUAGGCGAAUUGUUAAAGAAUGCUCUCAGAUCCACAGUUGAGGCCCAUGUAGACCAACUUCAUAGUUUGCCAGAUGUCGUGGUGACAAUCGCUAACAAUAACGUGGAUUUCGUUAUAAGAAUCUCUGAUCGUGGGAAUGGCAUCCCUCACGAUAUAGUCAACAAAGUUUGGGAGUAUCAUUUCACAACAGCUGGUCAGAAUGAGGAUAGCCGUGUGAAUCGGGGGUUAUUCGGAGAGAUUGUUGAAGAUCGCCAUACUAGUCAAAUGCAUGGAUUUGGUUUUGGACUUCCAGCGUCACGUGCAUAUGCUCAGUAUCUUGGCGGAUCAUUGACGUUAGAAAGCUUGCAGGGCAUCGGAACUGACGUCUUCCUUCGUCUGCGACACAUUGAUGGAAAACAGGAGAGCUUCAGAAUAUAAGACUCCGUCAUAUAAUCUAUAACAUUUUUUCACACCGUACCGUCUCUCAGGCAGACUUACAUGUACAUGAAUAGUAAAUCAUUGUAGCAUUUAAACGGUCAGUUUGCACUAAAUUAAAAGUCAUUGUUGAAUUCUUGUGGUCGGUCAACUUUUUCACAAGUGUACUCUUUACCUUCGCCCAGAAAGUGUGCUGUGCCAAAGAAUUGUUUAUUUCCACAUCCACAGUUUCCAUUGUGCGCUAGUGUGUACAGAGACUGCUAUGUCUUGUCAUGUAGGCAUUGCCUUUUUACCCUCUGACUGGUGGAUGUCGGCUGGAAUAAAAAUUGCCUGUCUUCGAUUGGCUUUAAAUCCAAUCUCAAUGGUUUCUUUAUGUUCGUUUAUUUAGAAACCGCUAUAUGUUCUGGGUUUCCAGUUUCAAGUGCAUUUUAAAACAGCAUUUCUGACAUUUUACUAAGUACAUAGGAACAGAAAUUUUAAUUUAUAGAGAGGCAAAGAUCAAAAUAGAAUACAAAACACAUGAUGAAAUAGUAAACUGUAAGUACUCGGCCAAGUUGAGUAGAUGAUAUGGAUUGAUGAGAGGACAGUACUGUAGGCUUGCACAGAGUGUAUCUUAGAAUGUUUCUUAGAAUGGUAUACAUGUAUAUUCCUUACAUAUACAUAGUUUACUUCAUUGUCCAGGUCUUUUGUUGCCAUAGGUUUGCCACAAGUUUUUUUAUCCUGCAUUUCUUUGCAAUUCUGUUUGCAUUAACCUUUAAAAAUGUUAUGUAUCGUGGAACUGUCAUCUGGUAUCCAAUAAUGAGUCACAGGGACAUGUUCCUGUGGUCAUAUUGACUGUCUAUCAAACAAAAAUGUUUUGCAGAUUCUAAACCCUGUUAUUAAGUAUCAUAUUGUUGUUUGCUUGAAGAUUGAGUACAUGUAGCUCAGUGAUAGGAGAUAGGGGGUCCAAUGGGUAGUAUCCAGGUGACUAAAGCUCCCUACUCUAGUUUGUCAAAUAACCAUUCCCUUUACGAGUGGGAAUAAUGCCAAUGUACUGUGAGAUAAUAUAGACACUUAUCAGUGACAUCAUGCAACUUUUAACUUGGUCCAUCUAGUCUCACUUUAUAACAAAUGAUGCCACCUCACUCUUAAAAGAACAGUAUUUCCUUGAUUAUACAAAUUUGAUUUGAUUUGAUACUUAAGUUAAUCAUUUUGAUGGCUCAAACACAAUCACAGACUAUUCUAAACCGUAAGUGUAUUGUAUAACUUGUAACCAUUUGUUUAGACUUUAAUUUUGGCUGUAUUUGUCUCCCUGUCCCCCACUGCUUAUGAACUUGCCAAGAACAUGGGAAUGUGUUCUUGAGUCUUGUAUGCAAAGUCCAUGUUCAUUGUUGUUGGUGUGGGUAGGCCUAGUCACAUUGAGGGAGGGGUUGAACAUCGCUUUUUAGCUCACCUCUUAGCAGAGGUGAGCUUAUCCCAUACCGUGGCGUCCGUCGUCCGUCGUCGUCGUCGUCGUCGUCGUCGUCGUCGUCGUCGUCGUCCGUCGUCGUCCGUCGUCCGUUAGCAGGGCACGUUUCGUAACUGUUAGAGCUAUUGAGUUGAAACUUGGUACACAUGUACCCUUAUGUAAUGACACCUGGGAGACCAAGUUUCGGUCCGAUUCGUUUCAUGGUUUGGCCACCAGGGGGCCAAACGUUAAAAGUGAAAAUAUGCAAUAUCUCCCUUAAUAGUAGUCGGGAAAUUUUGAAAAAAAUAUGGUAGGUACUUCUAGCAAAGGUGCAUCAUAUAUCCUCCGGGUUUUUGAUUUGACCUCCUUUUUCAAGGUCACAGAGGUCAAAUGGUGUAAAUUGGCCGUUAGGAUGUAACGAUGGCACGUUUCUAAACUGCAAUGACUAUUGAUACCAAAUUUGGUACACAUUUACCCCUUAGUCAGGUGAUCUCAGGGACCGAAGUUUGGUGCAAUAUGAUUCACCACUUGACCACCAGGGGGCAAAAUCCAAAAACCUUAAAAAUGUGAUUAUUCCUUAACUUCUUGCCCGAUUGCCACCAAUUUGAUAUCAUGGGUACAUCUAACCAUCAUACAGUAUAUGUCACACAGGUUUUUAAUUUGACCUUCUUGUCAAGGUCACAGAGGUCAAAUGGCGUAAAUUCGCUGUCAGGCCGUAACUAUGGCACGUUUCUUAACUGCAAUGACUAUUGAUCACAAAUUAAGUACACAUUUACCCCUUGGUCAGGUGAUCUCAGGUACCGAAGUUUGGUGCGAUCUGAUUUGCCGUUUGGCCUCCAGGGAGGGGGCCAAAUCCUAAAUUCCUCAAAAUGCCAUUAUUCCUAGUAAUGACUUGCCCGAUUGGCACCAAUUUUAUAUCAUAGGUACAUCUAAUUCUAACAACCAUUCAAUGUGUCACCCGGGUCUUCUUUGAUUUGACCUACUUUUCAAGGUCACAGAGGUCGAAUGUACUGUAAAUUGGCCAUUUUGGGGAAAUUGUAAUUGCUUGGACCUACAUCAAACCUAACACUACAUGACACAAGACCAUGCUCUUUAUCUAUCUUUCCUCCACAUGAGGUGAGCACAAUGGCCCUGGCCAUUUCAUUUACGUACAAAAACAGAUUACUUAGAGUUAGAAAUCUUCUGACAAAAUCCUCCUCAUUUUUGCAAAAGGUUUAGUUUGUUCAUGAACAGGGAGUCAAAUACAGCCAUUGAAUAUGGUAGUUGAUUAACUUUACUAUGAGAAAAAAACCUACAUGUUGUUAUGUAAAAUAUUACAUGUAUGUUAGAUCGACUACAUUGGAGCAUCAGAAAUUUCUCAGGUGUAUUCAUCUUUAAAACAGGCUAAAAACUGUGUGUGCAGUAGGUCUGGACAUGGUUGUUCAAAACAUGUUAGUACUAACUAACUUGAUACAAACUUUACCUUGGCAAAAAGUCUGGUCACCUGUUGCGUAUGGUCAAGUUCGUGAAUGACUUGUUUUGAAAAACCAGGCCCUGGCAUCCCAUUCCAACAAUUUACGAUACCAAGGUUUCAUCAGAGCGGUCGGUGUACUACUGUUGAACAAUUAUAUAGAUAUAUAUUGAAUAUAAAAUUGACUGUUGAAACAGUAUGUGUUCGAAUAGUCAAUAUUCGAGGAUGUUUAUGCAGUAUUUUUGCUACCACGAGGUUGUGUGUGUGUGCAUUCAGUCGGCACCUUUGGCUAUGACAAUUUAGGGUGUGGGAUUUUAUGCUAACAAAAUCUGAAAAAUUUGUAGUCAAAUUGCUGUCAUGUACUGUAGCAGCGACAGCAAACUAUAUCAACAUUGUCAAGGGUUUAUAUGUAGAUCUCGAAUGUUAAAAUAAAUAUAUUGGUUGGAAUCUAA